This is a messenger RNA of Apis cerana (Asiatic honeybee), 1504 nucleotides long. RefSeq lists its product as uncharacterized. Lineage: Eukaryota; Metazoa; Arthropoda; Insecta; Hymenoptera; Apidae. The record is from RefSeq and is a predicted model, not a curated record.
UCCACGAAUCGGUGGAUUCCGGUGAAAGGAAAAACUUUGGAAGCCGGGAUGCCGCGUGUUCAUUUCCUCUCCAACCGAAAAUUCCCCUCAAAGAUUUUCGAUCCUCCGCUCAAAAAUUCCUCGCCAAGUCUUCUCGGCAAAGAAUUUAUUAAAUUGGAAUUAAUAUUCUCGAUGCAUUUGGCACGAAUGAAAAAGAGAAAUUGAAUUGUUUCUUAUUAUUUCCCGCCUCGAUAUAUUUACGAAACGUACGAGAAGUUUGAACUUUUUUCUUUUCUUUUUUUUAAUCCUGGCACAUCAGGAUCUUGAUGCGUAAUAUUUAUUUUUGCGAUUAUGUGUUAUGAUAUAAUAACAUUGGAAAUAUAAAAUUUGGAUCUACUUUUAAUAAAGUAUUGCAAAAAAAGUAUUCUUUGGGUAUCUUUUAAUUCUACACGAAUUUUAUUACGAUACUUGUCGAUUGCGAGAAGAAAGAAAGUACGGAUAUCCGAUUGUCCGCACGAAAGUCGAAUAUUUUGGAUAUUUUAGAUAUUUUAGAUAUUCAAAAUUACAUCAAAUUAGUCGAGAAGAACAAAUGUAUUGUAUUAAACACAAUUAUGCAACAUAUGUGCAGUCUUUGACAUUCAUUCAUCUCGCAGAAGAUGCAGUUGAAUAUCUUGACGUAAGAAUAAUUGUAAAUUGCCAUUGUGUACAGCAGUUGUGUGCCAUUGUGUGCCGUUUCCUUUGUUAAUAAACCGCUAUUGAUCAGAAUCGUAUAAAUACUUGGCGUUUUUCUGCCAGAACGUGUAGUAUUCCGAAAGUCGUAUUACAAACCAAUCGCAAAAAUGCAGUUGAAAGUAUUGUUCUUCUUUCUCUUUGUUGCCACCAUCUCCUACGCUAUCGCUGACAGUAGCUCCAGCGAAUCGAAGGAAACAGCAGUAGAUGCACUUAAGAACAUAGGCAAAUCUGCUGACAACAUAAUAAAACAAUUCGGGAAAGGAUUUUCAGCCGUGGCAAAAGGUAACUUGGGCACUGUCAAUUUGACCAAGGUGCUCAAAUCGGCGGAAGAACGAUUGAAAUUGCCGAAUCUCGCGAAAUAUUCGAAGGAGGUCAAAUCACAGAUCGUCGCGGCUCGAGAUCAAGUUGCAAACGCGUUGCUGGAAGGUUCAUCCGACGUAUUAGCCGUUCUCAAGGAUGCCAUACAAUUAGCUCUCCGCAGCACAGCACCUAUCGAAAGUUUGGUGGAGACCUUCGACACCAUUAAGGACGUGUAUUUCGAAAUAGCGAUAAAUAAUUCAGUUACCGUUGGUCUGAGCGUACUCGAAGACGGUGUUCUGAUAUGUCAAGCCAUGGUCGAAAGUAUGAAGGCAGCUUUGAAGGCGUAAAAAAAAAAAAAAGAAAAAGAAGAAAAAAAGAAAGAAAACGAUAACGAGACUCUGACGAAAAAUUGUAAUUGUAUUUUUUCUCGAUCGAAAAUUUAACUGUGAAUAUGGAUAUUAGUUGAUUAAAAAGGUAUCAUGUGAAAAAAAAA